This is a messenger RNA of Mastomys coucha (southern multimammate mouse), 1138 nucleotides long. RefSeq names its product INO80 complex subunit E (gene Ino80e). Gene Ontology annotation, cellular component: Ino80 complex; nucleus. NCBI's taxonomy places the organism in Eukaryota, Metazoa, Chordata, Mammalia, Rodentia, Muridae. The record is from RefSeq and is a predicted model, not a curated record. The coding region runs from base 55 to 789 and encodes 244 amino acids. Gene Ontology annotation, biological process: chromatin remodeling. The transcript is spliced from 7 exons.
CAGGCGGACUUGGGUAGCGGGACACUACUCCGGGGCGCUUCUCCCUGGCUGGUCAUGAACGGACCAGCGGACGGCGAAGUGGACUACAAAAAGAAAUACAGGAAUCUGAAGCGGAAGCUCAAGUUCCUCAUUUACGAACACGAGUGCUUCCAGGAGGAGCUCAGAAAGGCGCAAAGGAAAUUGCUGAAGGUUUCCCGAGACAAGAGUUUCCUUCUAGAUCGACUUCUGCAGUAUGAGAACGUGGAUGAAGACUCUUCCGAUUCAGAUGCCACUGCAUCUUCAGAUAACAGUGAGACUGAGGGAACGCCCAAGCUGUCUGACACACCAGCCCCUAAGAGGAAGAGAAGCCCCCCAAUGGGAGGUGCCCCAUCCCCUUCUAGCCUCUCCCUGCCUCCUUCAACAGGAUUUCCCCUGCAGACUUCUGGGACCCCCUCCCCAUACCUGAGCUCGCUGGCUUCUCCCCCUUACCCCCCAUUCCCUUCUGACUACCUGGCCCUGCAGCUGCCUGAGCCCAGCCCCCUGAGGCCCAAGCUGGAGAAACGGCCCCGCCUACCCCGGAAACUCAAGAUGGCGGUGGGACCCCCUGACUGCCCUGUGGGUGGGCCUCUGGCUUUCCCUGCCAGGGGUUCUGGUGCCAGUGUUGGGGCAGCCCUGACCCCCCUGCCUCCUCCCAAGAUGCCUCCACAUACAAUCCUGAGCACCGUCCCCCAGCAGAUGUUCAGCGACGCAGGCAGCGGGGAUGACGCCCUGGACGGAGAUGACGACCUGGUGAUCGACAUUCCAGAGUAGCAGGCACCCAGUGCUAUCUGCCAGGCACCUCACACAGCGCCCCUCCUGUGCCAGCACACUUGAGCCCUCUUCCUCAAGAGAUGUUUAUUGAUGCCCAGUUGCCAUGCUUUGGCCACUGACACAAUCAGAAAAGGCGUAAACAUGCACAAAUGUCCCCGAGGAAGGUGGCAGGGUCCUGCCCUUACAUCCCAGCCCCAUCCAGGGAACAGUUAUUUAAAUGGGUGGCCAAAAGGGUCUGCUACAUCUUAGGGAGGUAGAGACCUAUGGUGACCGCCCCUUUUGAAGAGCAGCAGCUGUGCAGGGCUGGGACAAUUUAAUGAAGGCUCUGUAUUAAAGAGUUGGCUCUUUC